Cavia porcellus (domestic guinea pig) is the source of this 1333-nucleotide messenger RNA. RefSeq names its product testis-expressed basic protein 1-like. The transcript is spliced from 3 exons. The record is from RefSeq and is a predicted model, not a curated record. Lineage: Eukaryota; Metazoa; Chordata; Mammalia; Rodentia; Caviidae. The coding region runs from base 1 to 1122 and encodes 373 amino acids.
AUGAAGAACAACUGUGACUCAUGGAAAGAAAUCAAAAUAUCAAUGACAUCAGGAGUUAGGAAGAACUUGACUCUAACCUUCAUGGACGAUUUAAAAGGGAUUCGAGAUUUCAUUGGAGAAGUAACUCCAGACAUGGCAGAAAUGGUACAAGUGGAAAUUGAAGAGAAGCCCAAAGAAGUGAACUUGUGCAAUCACAUGAUUAAAAAAAAUUUAAUGGAUAAGGAAUUAGUUCUUGUGGUUGCAGAAAUGGACCCUUCUGGAAAAUUUGUCAUAUAUCCAGGUUACGUGGGUGAAGAGCUUACCAAAAAAGCUCAACUUCCAAAACAUGGAAAAACGACAGAAAGCAGAGAAGCGCUGAAGAAGGAAGUAUUUAAACCGUCUGAUGAAUCUGUAGCAAUACACAGUAAAGAGUCAAAAAGACAAGCAAAACUCACUGAAUCAGAGAAAGACAAGACCAGAAAGAGUGAUGCUGAAAUAGCAAAACCAGAAGCAAAAACACAGGAAAUCCAGGUAAAGAAAAGUCAGGAAAGAGUACCACUAGGCAAGCAACCCCAAAUAAAAGGUGAAACACAAGUACCAGAAAAACCUAAAGCCCAAGGAACUAAAAGUGAUCUAACAGUACCCAAGAAACAGGGAUCUCAGAUUAAAAAAAGUGAACAGGUUCCCAAAAAACAGGGAUCUCCGAUAAAAAAAAGUGAACAGGAAGUACCAAAAGCCCAGGAAUCUCAAGUAAAGAGUGAGCCAGCAGUAGCAAAAGAACCCAAGGCCCAAGAAAAGGAAACUGAGGGAGAAACAGAGGCUCAAGAAAAGCAAACUGCAGAAGAACCAAAAGAAGAGAAAGUCCAAGGAAAGAAAAGUAAAGAAGCGAUACCAAAAGAAAUAGCCCCACAAAAGAAAGGUGAGGCCGGAACACCAAAAGAAAAGAAGGCCCAAGAAAAGGCAGAUAAAGGAGGACCUGCGGAUCAAGGAAAGGAGGACAAAGAAGAGACAGAUGCAAAAACACCUCAAGGUAAAAAAGAAAAAGAUGCCAAACCCAAGAAAGAAGACGAAGGGAAAGACAAAGAAAAGAAAGAACCAGCCGACAAGGGGAAGAAAGCUCCAGCAAAAGGCAAAGGCAAGUAAAAGGAGGAAGUACAACAAAAGGUGGAAGCCUAGAGGAAACAAAAGCCCAUAAACAGCUGAUCAGUAGGGCCCUGUCCUCCCGAGCGGGCCAUGUCCCUGCCACUGCUUAAUUACAAAAUCAAUCUAAAUGAGCAAAUUUGCAGUUUCAGCUCUUUAGGCCUCUCAGCCAUAAACUUCACCUUUUAAAUAUCUGCUUUAUUAGCCCCUGUAU